AUGAUCGAGGAUCAACUUGUUGAUCUUGAUCUACAUUCGCUCGGUUCGAUAUCAAUGGACCACAGUUGCUGCUGUAUUGAUCCUGGUGCGAUGGAUUUGGAUGUGGACGUCAUAUUGGCUAAGGACCACGACCACCUACGAACGAUGUACGUGGAUAAUCUGGACAAUAUUUACGCCACAACGAAGGAUUCAUCCCGAAGAAAUUCGAUUGGAUUCAAGGAAUAUGUGAAAAGUCGACGAUUCACUAUGAUGAGUAAACCGAAUCGGGUAACGGUACCGAUACCGUCCACAUGCGAUGCCUCCAGGAAAACGAGUAGUUCGGAUUCGAACUUUUGUGAUGCACCAGAUGAUUUAGAUGAUGAACUCUCGCCAAGACCCGUUUAUCAACGACGGAUGAGUGUUCCGGAGAAAGUUUUUCAUAGCGCUGACUACGCUAUAUUACGUCCGUCAAUGGAAGCUGAUGUGAAAUUUGAGAUCGUUGCUGCGUUUGAUCGCUACACCGAUCCAUAUCGUCACUACAUGCAAUCGCUCACAUGCUACGAUCUACAGCCGACCCAUGGUGCUGUCGUUGUGAUCGACGGAGAGCUCAAGAUCCAUAAAGCGCUGACAGCUCUCAGUCAAUGCGGUCAUCAAGUUGCUAUUGUAUCAAAUUUAGAUGUAAGAGGAGGUCUUGGGAUAAUCACAGUUACGGAUUGCUUGAAAGCUAUUGUGUUGGCUUCCGAAGGAGUGCAAAACGUAGCCGAACAAACUGUUGCACAAUUUUUAAAAUCAAAUAAUCGAAAACAACUGGUGACGGCUGACGUGAAUACAAGUGUAUGGGAUGCAGCGAAGAUGAUUUGCUUGAAUCGUAUCCAUCGAAUUCCUAUCGUACAUUUUGAUGAAGUUGUUGGUGAUGCCAAGAAGCAGCAGGGGAACCUCCUCUACGUCCUCAGCCUUAAAACUGUGUUCAUGGAGACCAUAAUGAAAUUGUCGGAUCCAAAGCCUUCGCUCUGCCCUCACAUCAAGCAACGGACGAUCUCUGAGCGAAAACUUGGAACAUGGAGUCGACUGUAUACAGUACCACAAACAGCUACAUGCGAUGAUGCGAUCACACUAUACCUUGAGAAAAAAAUCUCGAGCGUACCAGUUGUGGAUUCAUGUGGUCGUGUACUUGGUGUAAUAGGAAAAAGUGAUAUUAUGUUGGAAUUGGUACGUCAUCCGAACAAUUACUUAGAAAUUCUGGAUAUUCCUAUUAUGGACCUAAUCGCUUCGAUGAGUCCACCAGUGUAUGGGACGACAACGAUGACUGUUUUCGAUUGUAUUGCAGCAUUGGUGAACACGGAUCGACAAUCAAUCGUUAUCAUCGAUGUGGAACGACGACCACAAGCCGUCAUCUCCUAUUCAGAUAUUAUGGAUUUCAUCCAGAACAGCUCAGAUUCACAUCAUAAAUUGAGCUUGGCAUAA
Necator americanus (New World hookworm) is the source of this 1443-nucleotide messenger RNA. RefSeq lists its product as uncharacterized. Bases 1 to 1443 code for a protein of 480 amino acids. The record is from RefSeq and is a predicted model, not a curated record. Gene Ontology annotation, biological process: protein phosphorylation; regulation of catalytic activity. Lineage: Eukaryota; Metazoa; Nematoda; Chromadorea; Rhabditida; Ancylostomatidae. Gene Ontology annotation, molecular function: protein kinase binding; AMP binding; protein kinase regulator activity. Gene Ontology annotation, cellular component: cytoplasm; nucleus; nucleotide-activated protein kinase complex. The transcript is spliced from 14 exons.